AUGGCUCAAUCCGGUGUCUCCGUCUCCCCUGAGUGCGUCAGCACCUUCAACGAGCUUAAGCUUGGCAAGGACAUCAAGUGGAUCAUCUACAAGAUCAGCGACGACUGGAAGGAGAUUGUCGUUGAGGAGACUUCCAAGGAGGCCAACUUCGACGUCUUCCGUGAGAAGCUGCUCAACGCCAAGAGCAAGGACCGCCGCGGCAAGGAGGGCAUUGGUGGUCGCUACGCCGUUUUCGAUGUCCAGUACGAGCUUGACAACGGCGAGGGCUCCAGGAGCAAGAUCACCUUCAUCAGCUGGACACCAGAUGAUGCGCCACAAUACCCCCGCAUGAUGUACUCAUCCUCCAAGGAAGCCAUCAAGCGCGCUCUGAACGGUCUCGCCGCCGAUAUCCAAGCCAACGACGCCGACGACAUCGAGUUCGAGAACAUCAAGAGCCGCGUCGCCAAGGGCCGUUAA
Molecule: messenger RNA, 456 nt
Organism: Alternaria arborescens
Lineage: Eukaryota; Fungi; Ascomycota; Dothideomycetes; Pleosporales; Pleosporaceae
Exons: 4
Coding region: 1-456 (151 amino acids)
Biological process (GO): cell motility; actin filament severing; actin filament depolymerization
Cellular component (GO): actin cytoskeleton; actin cortical patch; cytoplasm
Molecular function (GO): actin filament binding
Source: RefSeq, a predicted model, not a curated record